AUGACUACCAAACCACAUCGGCAGCGCCCCGCUGCAGAAAAGGCCACGGAGAAAAAACCUAAGCAAAGGAAAACCCAGGUGUCUGCAACUGGCAAGCAUGGCCAUGGCAACCAUACCCCAGACUCCGGGCCUGUACCUAAAAAGCGUCAAGUUGCCAAACCGCAUGCCGAAUCCGAUUCCGACAUCGAUGGCAAUGAAGGCUGCAUCAACACUGUCAAGCACAAGAAAGGUUUGGCAGGAAAAGAAAAGGAACAACGGUCAGGCUCUUCCCAACAGGCGAUCGACAAUGUAUUUUUAAUGGACGAGCCCAUCGAGGAGAUCUCUGAUUUUCAACCUAGUUGCAAUGACUCAGAGGAGGACAGCGAGGAGGAGGAGGAAAUUGAAGACAACUUGGAUGAGCCCAAGUCCUUAUCAGCCGAAAAAACAAAAACUCAGUCUGCACGCGAUCAUAAACGGGCAAAUGAGGCAGAUAUUCAAGUUGUUGGGUCGGACGAGGAACCUGAUGUCAUCAUGCUGUCAGAUGACCACAGUGACGUCGAGGAGGACGGCCCAGAUGCUCAUGCUGAUUACUCUGGAAGGCCCAGACUUGUAUGGACAGAGACCGGUAAGCUAAAGCUAAUGGACCAGGAUAUCAACACCCGUCGUAUGGUCCAAAGAGCGAUAUUGGAGGCAAAAGUGCACAUGACAUUUGUCAACGGCUAUCCGGAGCUUACUGAGAAGAGCCUGUUUACGCGGAACGCACUCUUAACAGCAGCUCGUGCCUGCGGUGUUUCGCCAAUCCAGGAUCGCCUCAAGACUGAUGAUUCAUAUGUGACGGCUCUCGCCACGCUGAUUGAAGCCCGGGUGCCCCUUUUCCGCACUGAAUUAAAAGACAAUGCUUGCGCCCAAGUGACAGCGUAUUAUCAUCUUGGCCCUGAUUGUGUCGACACUGCGAAGGCCCUGCUGGUCAACCACAUCUACCAUUAUGAACAGCAUUUCAAUGAGAAGAACGACCCCAUUCCACAGCCAAAGAAGCCAUACUUCACUGAUAUUCUACCAUAUCUGAUGAAGGGGUGCUACUUCAACGGGCUAAAGUCAGUCAGCAUGAAAUUUUCAGAUCGCUUCAAGGAGAUCGCAAACAACAAGGCCCAGUGGCCCGAGGUUACAAUUCCAAUGGUUGUGUUAACCAGUACUUCAGUGUAUGCCGCACUCUUCUGGAAGGCUAAUGGAUCCCCCUCUAAGUUCAAUUUCACUGGUAAUCUAUUCAGCGAGGUCUACUUUUUUCACGUGAAAUUUCUUGAAGACAUGAAGGUGACGGCGCCACGCAAGUUUCACAAGAUGAUGGCCGACAUUUUCGAGGCUAUCCAGAAACUCUGCACCAAUAGCAGCGCUGCUUUAGUAGGAUCACACGAGUCUGCGAUGGCUUUCCUCGAUAUCGACGGCAUGGAUGAUGAGGAGUAG
Messenger RNA from Suillus subalutaceus, 1440 nucleotides. RefSeq lists its product as uncharacterized. The coding region runs from base 1 to 1440 and encodes 479 amino acids. The record is from RefSeq and is a predicted model, not a curated record. The transcript is spliced from 9 exons. NCBI's taxonomy places the organism in Eukaryota, Fungi, Basidiomycota, Agaricomycetes, Boletales, Suillaceae.